Molecule: messenger RNA, 1470 nt
Organism: Leishmania braziliensis MHOM/BR/75/M2904
Lineage: Eukaryota; Euglenozoa; Kinetoplastea; Trypanosomatida; Trypanosomatidae
Exons: 1
Coding region: 1-1470 (489 amino acids)
Source: RefSeq, a predicted model, not a curated record
AUGGUCGACCUAGCUGCAUCGCCCCGUGCCGUGCCGGCACUUCUCUUCAGCCUGCUCUUGUGCGUGCCGGCAUGCACUGUGGUGGUGAUGGUCGACGCCUCCCCGGCGUACCUGCUGGCGCAGCGCAGAGGCCAAGUGUUCACCUACGAGGCGAAAACUGACCCUGUCAUCGACAUUAACAGCUUACUGCCGAAUGCGUCAUCUAGCUUCCUCUACGCCUUCACCGAGGACAUGAACACCUUCAUUAAGGGUCUCUUCAACAACUCAGUCAUGGAGAACUUCGGCAAUGGUACGGAGGCGCAAGGCUUUGAUAACUGCAGAUUUCUAUUCGCGCCGCAGGAUGAUUGGAACACCAUGUUUACUCUUUCAGGGUGCUUCAAGACGCUGCUGCACGCGGGUAUUGCCGGCGACUGCGUCGCAGACAACCCGUUCUGCUGCAUUCAGUACUGGCGCUAUCCAGCCUCACUGCCGGACCGCCUGCCAUCGGACCAGAUCGACCCCCGACUAAUCUUCUGGGAUGGCACAAGGGCGGUCAACGGCUUCUACACCAACUUCUCCGACACGUACCGUGCGAAUUACCCGAACUGCUCAUCCUUUACCCCGUGGCCGGAGUGCUCCUGCAGCUACGGCGCCAACUCUACGCUUGCGGUGGACGCCAACGGCGAAUGGCGCUACGCCCGUCGCUACAUGCCCUUCUUGACCUAUAUCGAGCACCGUGCCGACAAUCCGACCGGCAGCGCAGCUGUUCAGUUCAAGCUACUGAAUGCCACUGCUGCCACCGCGUGGUUGGCGGGGCAUAGGUUUGGCGACAUCUCGCUGCUGGUCCCGAUCGUCGUCUCGGCGAGUCUUGUCAUCAUUCUCUUCCUGUGUCUCCUCUUCAUGUACCUCUGUGGGUACAAGCCGACCUUGAAGGUGGAAGAAGAACUGCGCGCCAAAAUCAAAGACCUGCAGGAGAAAACGGCGGCAGUCGAAACAAAGCUCGCAGCGAAGCGUCGUCGAAAUCAGCGCUCGGCCAGUUCUCUCGCUCAGUCGCCACGAACCAGUUUUGUCGUCCCACCAAAGGAGACCCCGAGCCCGGUAAACCAGAACCGUUUCCCCUCAUUCAGCGCAAGCUCAAAAUCCGUCCAGCUCCAUGUACGUCCCGCUGAACCAAAUCAGCAGCAACACGCCUGUAUCACGGUGUCGCCCUCGAGCCAAGGAAUUCAGUCGCAGCUGCAGCCACGCGGCAGCUUUAUGGCUGCGCAAAACAGAACAGGCUCAGGGCACCAACGCUCUUCCUCCUACGCAUUCAGCGCGUCCAGUCGGACAAACAGUCCUAGCUCUGCUGCGGCGUCAGCGUUGAAUGGGCAACCGGAGAACUCGAUAUUGAAACGCUCAUCAAGCACAAGCUCCAUGAAAUCCGCAACGUCGCGGCAGUUUCCGCAGGACUUCCAGAACCCGCUCAUUGGGCGGCAGAGCUUUGACGUCUAG